CUGAGCCCCAGUAGCUGGCGGGCCGCGCUGGCUCAUGGGAGCUGUAGUGCUGCCGGGAGCCAUCACAGCAGUCGGCCGUUGAGCCGAGCAGGGAGAGGAAGGCCAGGCCCCGCCAUGUCUCUGGUGGCCUAUGCCAGCAGCGAGGAGAGCGGCUCGGACUCGGAGGAGGCCCCGGAGCCCUCAGCCAAGCCCGGGGAGCCCCCUCACUCCAGCCCCCAGGCCGAGGCCUAUCCUGGGCCCUAUGGAGAGCAGGAGCAGCACAGCCCGAGCCUCUAUGGGCCCCCAGGAGCCUUCGGCUUCCCGCCUGGAUACGGCCCCCCGCCGGGCUAUGGACCCUCCGCCUACCCGGGCAGCCAGGGCCCCGCCAUGUAUGGCAGCUAUGGACAUAGUAACAGCCAGGGGCCAGGCUCCUCCAGCUACCCCAGCAUGGGGCCCUACAGCAGCCCCAGCAGCUACCCACCCCCAGCCAUCAGCCUCCCUCCACCACCUGUGGGCCAUGGCAUGAACCUCCCCCCAGGCAUGAACCUCCCCCCACCACAAGGGGGUCCAGGCAUGAACCUCCCCCCACCACAAGGGGGUCCAGGCAUGAACCUUCCCCCACCCCAUGGAGGACCAGGCAUGAACCUCCCACCACCACAAGGGGGUCCAGGCAUGAACCUCCCCCCACCGCAAGGGGGUCCAGGCAUGAACCUCCCCCCACCGCAAGGGGGUCCAGGCAUGAACCUCCCCCCACCGCAAGGGGGUCCAGGCAUGAACCUCCCACCACCGCAAGGGGGUCCAGGCAUGAACCUCCCACCACCACAAGGGGGUCCAGGAAUGAGCCAUCCCCCUUUGCAAGGGGGACAAGGGAUGAACCUUCCCCCACCACAGGGGGGUCCGGGAAUGAGCCAUCCCCCUCUGCAAGGGGGACAAGGGAUGAACCUUCCCCCACCACAGGGGGGUCCGGGAAUGAGCUUGCCUCCUCCACAAGAGAGUCCAGGAAUGAAUCACCCCCAUCCUCAAGGAGGGACAAGAAUGAAUCUUCCUCCUCCGCAAGUGGGCUCGGGACUCAACCUUCCUGCUCUGCAUGGUGGCCCAAGAAUGAACCUCCCCCCUCCACAGGGGGGUCUAGGAAUGAACCUCCCCCCUCCACAAGGAGGUCCAGGACUGAAUCUGCCACCCCCACAAGGGACUUCAGGAACAAACCUCCCUCCACCUCAAGGUAGUCGUGGAAUGAGUCACCCUCCCCCACAAGGUGGCCCUGUGAUGAGCCACCAUCCUUUACAAAUUGGGCAAGGGAUGAAUCUUCCACCACCUCAAAGUAGUUUAAACAUGCCUCCGCCACAUAGCAGCCAUGGACUCAGCUUACCUCCUCCUCAAAACAACCAUGGUAUGAACAUGCCACCUCCACCAGGAAGCCCUAAUCUUUCUCUUCCUCCACCAGUUGGUGGCCAUGGGAUGAGCAUACCACCACCGCAAGUCGGUCCUGGACUUAAUAUACCACCUCCACAGUUAAGUCCCACAUCCAACAUUGGUGGGGAUUCUCGUCUGUCUCUACCCCCUCCUAAAGCGUCUUCUCAUGGAUUAAAUCUCCCUCCACCAGCCACUGAAAACCUAAAACCAAAGAAGAGGAACGAACCAGUGAAAAUCAGUGUCCCCGAGCUGACUUCUGUUGGUUCUGAUUCAGAAGAUGAUGAGCCAGUUGUGAAGAAAACAGCCAUUCAGGCACCAAGGGAAGGGUUUGGCUUGUCUGCUUUACUUCCUCAGCCCAAAAAUCCAUCUGGGGGCGAUUCAAAGAGGCCUACCCUCCCUUAUAACUUUACCAAGAAAUCUUCAGACUCUCUGAACGAUGCAAAGCUUCCCAAAACUGGUCCUCCUACAAAGUCCAAUCUAACACCAAAACCUGAAGUUUCUCACACCCCAUCUCCGUCUGCCAUUAAAGCUGCGGCCAAGAAUGCUGCCCUACAAGUCACCAAGCAUAUCACGCAGGAAGAGGAUGAGGAGAGUGACGAUGAAGUUCAACAAGGCAACUUCUUCUCCCUUUCGGACACUAAUGAGACUCCUUCUAUGAACACUGAAAGCUUCUCAUACCAAGUCGCUGAUCUCAGUAAUGACAGACCCCCAGGUACUGAGCCCGACGAGUAUCAAAGUGAUGCAGCUAAUGCUCCUUUAGAUUUCAAGACGAGUGCUUCUCUGGGCUCCAACCAGCAGUGGUCAUCUACAGUUACUGAAGAAUACAGCGGCCAGUACAGCCAGUACCCAGAGUACAGUAAUCCCGGAGCUGCUUUCUAUCCACAGGAUUACUAUAACACCGGUUACUACCAGGAGUCUGAAACGUCGCCUUCGGCACCUCGAGAACCAGCUACUAGUGACUCUUUUAUGGAUGAUGAAGCAUUUAAACGCCUGCAAGGCAAGAGAAACCGAGGAAGGGAAGAAAUUAAUUUUGUGGAAAUUAAAGGGGAUGAUCAACUAAGCGGCAACCAGCAGUGGCUAACAAAGUCCAUGACUGAGGAGAAGAAUAUGAAGUCUUUCAGCAAGAAAAAAGGGGAUCAGCCAACUGGGCAGCAGCGAAGGAAACACCAGAUAACCUAUCUAAUACACCAGGCUAAAGAGCGAGAACUUGAACUCAAGAACACCUGGUCAGAUAACAAGCUGAGCCGGCGGCAGACACAAGCCAAAUAUGGCUUCUAACGGCUCUCUGUAUUCUUAUGAAGCCUUUUUGGAAUGUGAGUCAGCCAUGGUGGCUAUAACAUUUGGAUUCUAAUAUGAAGUGCCCACAGGAAUAGCGGCUUUUAGACUAAGCUUCUAUGAAGAGUAUCGGUGGCAGCGGCUGCUUGGGAAACUUUGUGACACAUUUUAACUCUGACGGUCCGUUAAUGCAAGUUUUUCUUUUGCCGAUGACUGACAAGAAAAGUUUUCUGUUAAAUGUCAUUGAAAGGACUGUAUGCAUUGCUCGCCAGCUCUGGUCUGUGGCUCUCUUCCGGUAGCAAUGUGAAACUGACUAAUGGGGUAUUGAUAUAAAGACAUUCUCCUAUUUCCCUUCCAUACAGCUCAUUCUCGCCACACGUGUGAACUCCUGGAGACCAUGCUCUCUCUGCUUCUCGAAGCUUAGUAAUAACCCGCUGCGUGUCCGAUGGUCACUUUCUUUUCUGCUAUUGAACUGAAACAUCUCCUCAUCCUACUUUGCAUCCCAAAGGUUGACCGGUGCAAGCGGAAUUUAAACAUGUCCUGUAUUUUGUGGUGUGAAAUCUUGUAAAUAACUUAAAACUGUGUAUGUAUAUACAUAUAUAUAUAUAUAUUUUUUUGAGUUGGAUUUUUUUUUUUUGCUCCCACUUCCCCGUAGCUUUUAAUACAGUGAUUUUUGAAACUCUGAUAUAUCUCCUGUGUAACCGUAAAUCUCCAGUUCAUAAUGCAAGUACUGAAGAGGGCUAAGCGGCCUGCAGUACCUCAGCUAAUAUUUACCUUAUCGUUGAAACAAGAUGACCUGUAAUAAAACCUUUUGUGAUUCUAUCAUUUGUAAUGCAUACCUUUUUAAGUAAGUCGUCAUUGGUCAUACAUACUGCUUCUUUAACCAAAAGCCAUGCACGGUGUGAGCGGAGUCUGUUUCAGAGUUCAUUGUCUGUUCUUGCACAUGAUGUCAGGAUUUGGGAUCACCCCUAGCUCUGUUAUUUAGUGUAUGGUCUGAUGAUUACAGCAGCCUGCUGUUGUUGUUAUGGUUCCAGGAGUGCCCUUGCAUCCUCCCAGUGUGAUUGGUUGAGCCGUUUAAUAACUCGGU
Messenger RNA from Pelobates fuscus (common spadefoot toad), 3754 nucleotides. It is a transcript of the gene PRCC, whose product is annotated as proline rich mitotic checkpoint control factor. The transcript has 7 exons. Lineage: Eukaryota; Metazoa; Chordata; Amphibia; Anura; Pelobatidae. The record is from RefSeq and is a predicted model, not a curated record. Bases 115 to 2670 code for a protein of 851 amino acids. Gene Ontology annotation, cellular component: nucleus.